Cottoperca gobio is the source of this 3938-nucleotide messenger RNA. It is a transcript of the gene nisch, whose product is annotated as nischarin. Lineage: Eukaryota; Metazoa; Chordata; Actinopteri; Perciformes; Bovichtidae. Gene Ontology annotation, molecular function: phosphatidylinositol binding; integrin binding. The record is from RefSeq and is a predicted model, not a curated record. Gene Ontology annotation, cellular component: cytoplasm.
AAUGCGUCGAUAAGCUGGAUGCCAAAAAAGAAGAAGCAGAAGAAGAAAGCUGUCAGCUGCUUUAGCAAUACAACAAACAUGGCGUCAGGAGGCGGCUGACUGAGAAGAGAAGCUGGGAAUCCUCUAAAGCUGUGUUACUUGAGAGUUGUAUUACUUAAAAAAGAUCAUAUUUGCUUCGUCAAGAUCUCAAUAUGGAGUCAGCCCAGUUUCCAGAGGAUGUUUCGGAGAGGACAGUGUGUGUGGUCGGGUCAGAGCCGGUGGAAAACUACACUGUCUAUAUCAUUGAGGUGUCGGACGGAGAGCACAGAUGGACUGUGAAACACCGCUACAGUGACUUCCACGACCUUCAUGAGAAGCUGACGACAGAGAAGAAGGUGGACCGACAGCUGCUUCCUCCAAAGAAGAUGUUGGGGAAGAACUCAAAGAGUCUGGUGGAGCGGCGGCAGAAGGAGCUGGAGCUCUACCUGCAGACGCUGCUGCAGCAGUUCCCACAGGCCACGCCGACUCCUCUCGCAUGUUUCCUGCACUUUCACCUCUAUGAGAUUAACGGCAUCACAGCAGCUCUGGCUGAGGAGUUGUUCAACAAAGGUGAGCAGUUGCUGCAGGCCGGCGAGGUGUUUUCUCUCCAUCCUCUGCAGCUUUACUCCGUCUCCCAGCAGCUACGUCUGGCAAAACCAACCUGCUGCAGCGGAGACGCCAAGACCGACCUGGGACACAUCCUGGACUUCACCUGCAGGCUGCGAUACCUCAAGAUUGCUGGUGCCAGAGGUCCAGUAGGAACCAGUAACAUCCAGGAGAGCAGUCUCCCCUUCGACCUGUCUGUCUUCAAAUCUCUGCUGCAGAUAGAGAUCAGUGCGUGCAGCUCUCUGCAGAUUCGAGGUCUGCCGUCUCUGAGGUCGAGUCUGGCAACUCUGAGUAUCCACCACUCCACGGAAACUAUGACGUCGAUCCUGGUGCCGGAGGCGAGCGAGUUCUCACAGUGGGAGGCUGAGGGGGCCGAGUCGGGCUGUCCCGUCACCGCUGUCAUCCCCGUGUGGAGAAACCUGACCACACUGGACAUGAGCCACAACGGCAUCAGCACCAUCGACAGCUCAGUGAAACUGAUUCCUAAAGUGGAGUUUCUGGAUCUGAGCCACAACCAGCUGUCCACUGUGGAGAACGUCCAGCACCUCUACAACCUGGUCCACGUGGAUCUGUCCUACAACAGCCUGCGGGUCCUGGAAGCUGCUCACACCCGUCUGGGCAACAUCAAGACCCUGAGCCUGGCCGGCAACCAGCUGGACCAGCUGACCGGCCUCACCAAGCUCUACUCUCUGGUCAACCUGGACCUCAGCCACAACCAGCUGGCCCAGCUGGAGGAGAUCAAGAACAUCGGCUCUCUGCCCUGUCUGGAGAAACUCAACCUGUCCAGUAACCCCAUGUGCAUCAUCCCAGACUACAGAACCAAAGUCCUGGCCCAGUUCGGAGACCGUGCAGCCGAGGUGUGUCUGGACGGUAAAUUGACGACCGAGAAGGAGCUGGACACGGUGGAAGUGUUGAAAGCCAUUCAGAAAGCCAAAGAAGUCAAAGACAGGAUGAGCAGCGGCGACAAGAAGAUCAGUGAGGAGACCAGGCUGUCUGCUGCUGCACCUCCUCACCUCUCCUCCUCCUCUCCCCCCUCCUCUUCCUCCUGCUGCUCCUCUGCUGUUGCUCCUCCUGCUGUCACCUCUUCCUCUUCCUCCCCCUCCUCUUCCUCUUCCUGUCCGGCCCAGCAGGCUGCCUGCCCCAGCCAAGAAGUGACGAGCAGAGAAGAAGACGCUGCCCCCCCCAGUGCUCUCCCUCCUGUGGACGCUGCACCGCCCCCCGCGAGCUUUAACACCAACACGCACCUCCUGUCUGCUGACUCCGCCCAGGUACGACAACCUGCCGUCAGUCUGUCUGAACACACAACACUCCUUGGAGCUCCUAUAAGCACUACGACUACAAAUACUGUCUGCUGCGUCUGCUGCUCUUCCUCCUCCAGACCAGUUGAAACCACCUGCUUCUCGUGCAGCGCAGCCUGCUGUCCUCUACUUCCUUCUCACCUGCUCUCCCUCUCCUCCUUCAACAAAGACUUCAUUACCCAGCUCUCCCUGCGUCUCAGCUCCACCCUGAAGGAGCAGAAGCAGGAGAGCGAGGAGGAAGAGAUGGAGGAGGAGAGGGAGGAGGAGAGGGAGGAAGAGAAGAGGUCUGAAUCCAGAGAGGUUCAGUCCCAUGUGGAGGGCACUGAGGUGGGAAGUCUCAGUCCAGGCUCCAGGGACGGAUACUUCGAGAUGGGUCUGGAUGACUCUGUUGAGGAGUCGGUCGGCUCCUCCUCCACGUCGCUCGCUGUUCCUCCUGCAGAGGAGCCCGGUGGCCACCAGGGGGAGCUGUGUGACGAGGAGGAGGAGGAGGAGGAGGAGGAGGAGGAGGAGGAGGUGGUGCAGGUCAGCAGGGUCCUGUGGUGCUACUGUGUUCAGGUGAAGGAGGAGGUGGAGCAGAAGGAGGUGUGCCUGGUGCUGACGGACCGGUGGUUGGGCCUGCUGUACCUGUCGCAUGAUUUCACAUCGACCAAUCAGGACGCAGACCAGGACCAGAGUCCGUCUGUGGACGAGGUGCUGUCCAGCCUGCAGGUGGACCUGCUGCUGCCGUACUCGCAGGUCCUGCUCUCCUCCCGAGCAGAGCUCCCCGGCUCCUGCCUCGCCUUCGGCCUCCGAGCCGGUCCGACCCGCUGGUACCUGUUCUCCGACACAGAGGCGCUCCGGCAGACCAGGAGCGAGCUGACGGUGUUGAUCCAGGCAGUGAAGUCCCAGCCUGACCCGGAGCUCCCCAACACUCCUCAGCUCUUCCCCCGCUCGCUCAUCAACUCCUGGGAGCUGGAGGAGAGUCAGGGAGCCCAGGGAGGCUAUCCCGCCUUCCUCCUCCCCUCCUCCUCCUCCUCCUGCUCCGACACCCACCCACUCCUGACAGACAUCUUCUCCGACAGAGAGGACCCACGCCUCCCCUCUCUCCUCUUUCUCACCCACCGACACCUCUGGGUGCUGAAGAUGGACUUCAGAGAGCUGGCAGAAAGAGAGAGGAGGAGUGCUGCCCCUCAUCACUCCUCCUCCUCCUCCUCCUCUUCCUCCUGGUGCAGGCUGGUUCGUGUGCCCCUCGGCUCCAUGGUGCUUCACCCCAGAGAGAGGGCUUCUCGGGUCGGGGACAGAACCAGCAACACCUCCUGCCCCGACCCAGAACACCCCCGCAGGAGGACUCACAGUGUGGAGCUGCUGCUGGCCGGGCAGAGGCUGCUGCUGCUCUUCCCUCUGGCCCAGAACAGGAGCUCCUUCCUGGGGCAGCUGAGCCAGCGGAGAGCCUCUCUGGAGGGGCUGAAGAUGGUCGCCCUGCCUCUGCCCUGUCCACAACACACACAAGGCCGUCACAGAUCCAGAGACCAGUGCUGUUGUACCAGUACGAGGAAAUCCCACAGCACCAGCAGCUGGGACUCCUCCCGCCUUCAGGUGGAGGAGAACCAGCCGUCACCCCACCUCACCCCAGGUCUCUCCCCAGGACUGAGGCGCCUGGCUGGGCUCGGAGGAGAGCAGCUGCUGACCUACUUCCACAGAUAUAUAGCAGAGUCUGAGACGGAGGAGGUGAGACAGGUGUUGUGGCUGUCUGUGGUUCUCUACAAGUCACCAGAGUCUGAGCUCACCUGCUGCCUGCUGCUCUCCACUGAUACGAUCUACUUCCUGUUGGAAGACUCUGCCUCCAGCCUCGGCCAUCACUCGGUGUUGGAUAUUAUGGACUCUGGAGAUCCGGACGUCUGUCUGUGCUGCUGUCUGUCCAUCAGACUGUCUGAUCUGCUGUCUGUCAACGUGGGACUGUUCGACCAGUACUUCAGAGUCGUAGGUCAGAGGAUGAACACAAACGACUGCUGUUUAAAGCUGAUGUUACUCAGGUGA